Cyphomyrmex costatus is the source of this 702-nucleotide messenger RNA. Its product is annotated as putative sodium-dependent multivitamin transporter. Gene Ontology annotation, cellular component: membrane. Gene Ontology annotation, molecular function: symporter activity. Bases 1 to 702 code for a protein of 233 amino acids. The transcript has 4 exons. Lineage: Eukaryota; Metazoa; Arthropoda; Insecta; Hymenoptera; Formicidae. The record is from RefSeq and is a predicted model, not a curated record. Gene Ontology annotation, biological process: transmembrane transport; sodium ion transport.
AUGCCCGCAGAGGCAGAGAACACCCUACCCCCUAGGUUCGUCGGAACGAGCAGGUCUUGGAUGUCGGUCUCGGAGCACUGUGAAGGAGCUGGUGAUUCGGAAGUGUGCGGUACGGCUGGUAUUUUUAGCGCAAGCCUCAGCACAAUUUCUGCGGCGUUGAAUUCUUUGGCGGCAAUAAUGUUGGAGGAUUAUUUAAAACCCUUGUAUAGAAAGUUUAAGGGGCGUGAAUUCUCCCCUUCAAAGUCAGCCUCCAUUGUUAAAGUGCUCGCUUUCAUAAUAGGUAUUGUUUCCAUUGCACUGGCAUUUUUAGCGCAAUUUGUGAGUGGUGUAGUUCAGGCUAUUUUCACUGUCUUGGGAGUAAUCGGCAGUCCGAUGUUAGGUAUUUUUACUCUUGGCAUGGCCACGGAAUCGGCGACAGAAGGUGGCACGAUAGUUGGUGCUCUUACGGCAUUUUCAUUUCUAUGCUGGAUCGUCUUUGGUCAGCCACGUCCUGUACCACCUAAAUUACCAACUACCAUCGAAGGCUGCGAUAAGAAUAGUACAAAUAUGACGAUAUUUAUUGUGCAGAACGUCAUAAAUUUUUCCAAAGAGUUUAAUACAACGUGUUUACAGCAGCAAGUUACAAGCCAGACUGAUCCGCAUAAAGACAAACGAAUAAGCGCAGGCGCAAAGAGCAAAGAACAAAGAAACAUAUACCAAUAA